AAAACCACACCCCACUUGUCGUCGUCUUCUUCUUCUGCAAAUCAAAGUUCGGUUUCUUCAGAUUUCACUGCCACCACCAUUACUGUAAUCUUCUCCGGAAGCUAUCAAGCUUCUCCAAUGGCGGCCUUUUCCAUAGGCUCACACCUUGCUCUGCCUUCUCAUCGGUUGAGGAAGAGACGCUCCGUCGUCGCUUCGUCGCGGAUUUCUCCCUCGACCUCGACCCAGUUUCUGCAAAAUUUGUCGUUUUCCGGAAUUCGAGGUCCGAGAUUUUCGAGAAAUGGUGUUCUUGUUAGGGCUGAGGAUAAGGCACGGGGCACUUCUCGUUCGGUCGAAGAACAAGCUCAAAUCGACGAUGAAGCACAGCUCCAGGACCUGAUGGAGUCAUCAGGAACAUGCGACCCUUUAUGUUCUGUUGAUGAAACGAGUUCGAGUUACUUUGAAGCGAACUACCAGCCAAAGACCGACAUUGUCAAAGCUAUUGCUAUUUUUGCAGCAGCUCUCACAGGAACAGCUGCCAUUAAUCAUUCCUGGGUUGCUGCUAAUCAGGAUCUUGCUAUGGCAUUGUUGUUUGGAAUAGGAUAUGCUGGAAUCAUCUUUGAGGAGUCCCUAGCUUUCAAUAAAAGUGGAGUAGGACUUUUGAUGGCCGUGAGUUUGUGGGUUGUUCGUAGUAUCGGGGCCCCUUCAACUGAAAUAGCUGUUUCUGAGCUUGAACAUGCAUCUGCUGAAGUUAGUGAAAUAGUGUUUUUCUUGCUCGGAGCAAUGACCAUUGUGGAGAUAGUUGAUGCUCAUCAAGGGUUUAAGCUCGUUACUGACAAUAUAACCACUCGGAAGCCUAAGACACUUUUAUGGGUGAUUGGUUUCGUUACCUUUUUCCUGAGUUCGGUUCUUGACAACCUGACAUCUACCAUCGUCAUGGUUUCUUUGCUUAGGAAAUUGGUUCCUCCAUCAGAAUAUCGCAAACUUCUAGGAGCUGUUGUUGUUAUAGCUGCAAAUGCGGGAGGAGCGUGGACUCCAAUUGGUGACGUUACUACAACUAUGCUAUGGAUACAUGGUCAAAUAUCCACCUUGCCGACCAUGAAGGGCCUUCUUCUACCUUCUGCCGUGUCUCUUGCUGUUCCACUGGCUCUCAUGUCCUUGACCAGUGAAGCGAAUGGAAAGGGACAGGAUUCUCCCAAUGUGUUGGCUUCCGAACAGAUGGCUCCACGAGGGCAGCUCGUUUUUGCAGUUGGCAUUGGAGCUUUGAUAUCCGUUCCGGUGUUUAAGGCUUUAACCGGGCUGCCUCCUUACAUGGGUAUGCUGUUGGGGCUCGGAGUUCUUUGGAUUCUGACUGAUGCCAUUCAUUACGGUGAAUCAGAAAGGCAAAGGCUAAAAGUACCACAGGCCUUAUCUCGUAUUGACACCCAAGGAGCUCUGUUUUUCCUUGGGAUUCUGUUAUCUGUCAGCAGCCUCGAGUCAGCCGGGAUCCUCCGGGAGAUUGCAAACUACCUCGAUUCUCAUAUUCCGAGUGUUGAACUCAUCGCGAGUGCUAUUGGUGUUGUAUCAGCCAUCAUAGACAACGUACCAUUAGUUGCAGCCACUAUGGGAAUGUAUGAUCUCACAUCGUUCCCUCAAGAUUCCGAGUUUUGGCAGCUCAUUGCGUAUUGCGCCGGCACCGGCGGGUCUAUGCUCAUCAUCGGAUCUGCUGCCGGAGUAGCGUUCAUGGGCAUGGAGAAAGUCGACUUCUUUUGGUACCUAAGAAAGGUGAGUGGCUUUGCUUUCGCGGGUUAUGCUGCUGGUAUCGUGGCUUAUUUAGCAGCUCACAACCUCCAUUUCUCACUGCCGACCACCGUAGCUCAGAUCCCUUUCCUCGGCAGUUCGUAGGCCGUGAAAAAGACCAUAGGGUUUCGAUUUCGAUGGAAAACAUGGCAAGGUAAUGAGGCUUUUGGAUGGUUACUCUUUCAGUACAUAACUCUUUGAGAAGAACAGGGAAGAUAAGAGACCAUAGAGUGUAAUAGUAUUGGUUCCAAUAAAGGGCUUAGAGCGAUAGGUUCAAUAACUUCGCAGAUUUGGUGUUGGGAAGAAAUCCCACGAAAACAUCGGUUGUAUGAUAAAUUCAUGGAAAAAAAUUCUAUGAAGAUGGUAUCGAUUUCGAGCUUGUUAUA
This is a messenger RNA of Tarenaya hassleriana, 2141 nucleotides long. RefSeq names its product Na(+)/H(+) antiporter NhaD. The record is from RefSeq and is a predicted model, not a curated record. Gene Ontology annotation, cellular component: membrane. Gene Ontology annotation, biological process: sodium ion transport; transmembrane transport. Lineage: Eukaryota; Viridiplantae; Streptophyta; Magnoliopsida; Brassicales; Cleomaceae. Bases 118 to 1860 code for a protein of 580 amino acids. Gene Ontology annotation, molecular function: antiporter activity. The transcript has 10 exons.